AGACUCUCUCUCUGCCUCCCGACUUCAGCAUUGCCCCUUGAGCUAGUCGCCUGAUCGCGUGCUCCCGUGGCCUCCCAGCACGACUUGAAAGCGCCCCCAGACACUCGUUCUUGUCCAGAGAACCCUAGGCACCGCUUCCAAACAAACCUCCACCGCCAGCCAAGGCACGCCCGGCGACAAAGCAAGGCCACGAUCGGCCCCUUCUCCCCGCGGACGGAACAGCUUCCCGCGGAGCUGCUGGACCAAAACAGCUGGGGCUCCGUGUUACACCGUCGCUGCACGCCGCAAGGCUCUCUCGUCAUGGACUCGCCCGGCACCACGCACACGACCCCUGGCGCUGCGCUGUCCUACAUCACCCCCAUUGGCUACAGGCGAUCAACGCAUUGCGGAUACUGCAAGGACAGCAAUCGUCCCGAUAAGCCAAUUCAGAUAUCUCACUCAUAUUACAUCCGGGCACGGUCCCUUGAACCUCACUUAUACCAAACUCUGGUAGACCGGUGCUGGAGACGGUCCGGCAAUCUGCUGUAUCGCCCGAAUCAGAAGGACUGCUGCUGCCCGCACUAUACAAUACGGCUAGAUGCAAACGAGUUCAGGCCUUCACGGGACCACCGACAGGCACUGAACCGUUUCAACAAGCAUGUACUGGGCGAGAGCUAUCUGGCUGACCUGGCCCGCCUCCACCCCAGGUCUCGAGAGGAGGCGAGGCGGCGGGCAACUGAAUUUGAUCUGCUCGAGAGACUGCACGAGAGCGAGACUUCCCUCACAAAGCAGCCUCCAAGACCUGCCCACUCUCUCACGGUGACGCUGGAGACAAACGAAUUUACCGAGGAGAAGUAUGAAUGCUAUGAGAACUACCAGAGGUUAGUACACCAUGACAAGCCCGACGAUAUCAGUCGUGAUGGGUUCAAGCGCUUUUUGUGCGACUCGCCACUGCAGACGAGAUCGAUGAAGUCCCCAACAGGCCAAGAGAGCCCUCUCGGCUCGUAUCACCAAUGCUACCGCCUCGACGGCAAGCUCGUGGCGGUCGGUGUGCUUGAUCUUCUCCCCUCGUGUGUUAGCGGCGUCUAUUUUUUCUAUCAUGAUUCCAUAUCGAAGUGGGCACCGGGCAAGCUGAGCGCGCUGCGAGAGAUUGGCCUUGCCCAGGAAAACGGGUACCGGUAUUGGUAUCCUGGCUACUACAUCCACACGUGUCCCAAGAUGAAGUACAAAAGAGACUUCAAGCCGCAGACGAUACUUGACCCAGAGAGUCUCUCGUGGGUUCCAUUCGACGAUGAAUUCACACGGCAUUUCGACGAGCAGGGAUAUCUCGACUUGUCGAGGCAGCAUGAGUCAGCGGACAACUCGGAGUCAGGAAUAUUGUCUGGGGACGAUGGGGCCAGUCAGCCACGCCUGCAGCCUCAGUCCGAGGACGAUUUGCCUGAGUUUGACGACGCGUUAUUCCGGAGUGAUAUGCCGGGGUUGACCCCGCUGGCGAUGCUGGACAUGGAAGUCCUAGACAACCUCAUUGUGCAAACCAAGUUCGGCAACCUGGCAGCGGUGGACUUGUUCCGUUGGCAGGACGAGGACAUCACCACCACUGGGAGCGAGGCAGGAGAGGACAUGACGAGCCCGAAGGUACUGGUUGCAGAGAUGGUGGCGAUGCUGGGCGAGGAUCUGGCUGGGCAUGUUUGUCUAGAUCUGACCAAGUCAUGAUUGGUACUGUACUGUAAUCCAUCCUAGGAGGGAGGUAUAGUCAUACCAAACACAUAUCAUCUUGGGGAAAUUCCGAACCCCUUUAUUCUUUG
Microdochium trichocladiopsis is the source of this 1784-nucleotide messenger RNA. Its product is annotated as arginine-tRNA-protein transferase. The transcript is spliced from 3 exons. NCBI's taxonomy places the organism in Eukaryota, Fungi, Ascomycota, Sordariomycetes, Xylariales, Microdochiaceae. Gene Ontology annotation, molecular function: arginyl-tRNA--protein transferase activity. The coding region runs from base 301 to 1692 and encodes 463 amino acids. The record is from RefSeq and is a predicted model, not a curated record. Gene Ontology annotation, biological process: protein arginylation. Gene Ontology annotation, cellular component: cytoplasm.